AUGGCGGCCCUUGCCAACAAAGGGCUCAAUCUUUCGAAACGGAUGUUGAAAAGUCACAACGCGUCGGACCUCGGUCAAUUCUCAGAGUCCAUGCAUAGGGCAACGUGGAUGAGCUAUCUUUGCCGAUGCAACGCCUCGAUUGUGAGCUGUGCGGCUGACUUCCAGUCCCGCCAGCCAUUCGACGAGCCUAUCGAUAGCAGCAGUUUCAAGACACCGUACCCUUCCAGUGGAGAGGUGUCAGAGUUAUGGGCACAAUACAUCCGAGCCGAAGAAAGCCUUGUUGCGGCCACUUUGACGCUUGCAGAAUUACUCAAAGGGUUUAAUUCUGAGGCUACCGCGUCGUCUUCCAACCGGAACAUUGGAGCUCAGUUGAAUCAACCCAGCUUGGGCCAACCUCAGGCGCCGGAGUUACUAGCGACGGUGGAUAAUCCUGAGUCCAAACUUGUCAUUUGCCUUCGCAUCACAACUCGAGCUAGGCUGAUGAGGUAUCGUGCCUUUAUGGACCAUCCCCAGAUACUAAGGUUUGAAUCGAUACCCCCUUCGGACACUUCAAUUGGCCUGGCACAAGGGCAGGUCAUGCAUGGUAUAGGCAUUCACACGGCAUGUUCGGCCAACUUGGCUGGUUUCACCCUGAUGAUGAUAUCGCAUUUCCAGACCUCGGCGAACGCAGCGGAUCAUGCCAUGUCGUCUUCAGCGAUACUCUACGUACAACACAAGUGCAAGACACAGCUGAAGGUAGCGGUAAAUGCACUAGACAGAUUUUCGAACGCAUUCGGCUUCGUAAAGGCUCUCAAAGGGUUCACCGCACCACAAGUCACACCAUUGCAAAUCACGGACAAUCCGAUUUAA
This is a messenger RNA of Colletotrichum phormii, 849 nucleotides long. RefSeq lists its product as uncharacterized. The transcript has 8 exons. The record is from RefSeq and is a predicted model, not a curated record. Lineage: Eukaryota; Fungi; Ascomycota; Sordariomycetes; Glomerellales; Glomerellaceae. Bases 1 to 849 code for a protein of 282 amino acids.